Dovyalis caffra is the source of this 2058-nucleotide messenger RNA. Lineage: Eukaryota; Viridiplantae; Streptophyta; Magnoliopsida; Malpighiales; Salicaceae. The record is from the annotation of a GenBank genome assembly.
AUGGUCACAAAACUCUUUCUCAGACCGAACUCAAUCGUCCUUUCUCCCGCUCACUUCUUUCUCUUCCCCAAACUCUCUCUUACAAAACCCACCAUUAUUUCACUACUUUCCACAACCGCUCGAGCGAUUGCCCCUGAAACCCUCCCUUAUGGACCCUCCCUUCAAAAGAGGAAAACCCUUCACUGUCCUCAACCAAAACAGCAGCAACGACAGCAGCAAGAGUAUCAAUCUCUUUCUGGCUCAGAGCUUCUUUAUCCACGCAAAGAAGACCAGAAGGGUGAAAAAGAAGAGGGCCCUGAUUAUGAUGAUAAUAUAAUAAACGAGGAUAACUUCACUCGGGUUUUUGAUAUAGCUGCGCUUAGAGUCCCUGCAAAGGAUUGCUUUGCUCUUGAGAGCAGAAUUCGUGGCCACUUAUUGAAUUGGCCGCGGAUUCGAAACAUUGCUAGAGUACCUGGCGACGAAAUGGAAGAAAAUAUGGUUUCUUUACUAGGAGAGAAAGAAAAAGAAAGUGAAGAUGAAGAAGAGAAUUUUGAUGCAUUGAAUAGAAGAAUUUAUGGGAAAGCAGAAGGAGAUGGUGAAGAAUUAGGUCAUGUUUUGUAUAGGGAAAAAUUGGCAAAGGAGUUCAAUUCAAGGGGUUUUGUAAAGUUUAGGAAUUUGGCUAAGAUUUCGAGGCCUAGGAGGAAGAAGAAGAAGGGAGGGAAAGGAGAAGAGACGGAGGGAAAUGAGAGGAAAGGGAGGGAUGAAUUCUCUGUGGUGGAGGUUUUGGAAGAGGAGGAAGGAGGGGAUUGGAAGGGUUUGUUGGGGGAUGAAUUCGAAGGGAGUAAGAAAUGGAUGGGUCCGACCAGGUUGUUGCUUUUGGAUGAGACGUAUGCGGAGAAGGGAGUGGAUGAGUUGCCACAAGCGAUCAAGGCUGUGUUACAAGAAGCUAUGAGAGAGAACUCAACAUCUACCUUUGAUCUUGUUAGAUGCAAGCUGACUUUGUUUUAUGAUUAUUGGCAGAUGAAUGAGAUCUUGGAGGCCUUACUGCCACAGGAUAUGAUUGUUCCCUCAGCUUUUGAAACAGUUGGACAUAUUGCACAUCUAAACCUGAGAGAUGAGCAUCUGCCGUACAAGAAGCUUAUAGCAAAGGUAGUGCUGGAUAAAAACAAGCCAAAGAUACAAACGGUUGUAAAUAAGAUUGAUGGCAUACAUAAUGACUACAGAACAAUGCAGCUUGAAGUUUUAGCUGGAAAUCGCUCUCUAGUUACCAUGGUAGUCGAGAAUGGAUUACGGUUUCAUGUUGAUUUAGCAGCAGUUUAUUGGAAUUCCAGGCUUUCAAGUGAAAGGCAAAGACUUCUGAAUGGCUUCAAGCGCAAUGAUGUCCUUUGUGAUGUUUUCGCUGGAGUUGGGCCGAUAGCUCUAUCUGCUGCAAAGAUAGUGAAACGUGUGUAUGCCAAUGAUUUGAACCCUAAUGCAGUUGAAUAUAUGGAGAAAAAUAGUGUUCUUAACAAGCUUGAGAGGCACAUUGAGAUCUUUAACAUGGAUGGAAGGAGGUUCAUCAAUGCUAUGUUUGCCAGUCAGAAAGCUCAGUCCAUCACACAGGUGGUUAUGAACUUGCCGAACGAUGCAGUGGAAUAUCUAGAUGCAUUCAGGGGGAUAUUCAAGGAUAAACCCAAGGAUAGAGAAUUUGCCUUGCCAAUGAUCCAUGUUUAUGGAUUCUCCAGAGCUCGUGAUCCAGAAUUUGAUUUCCAUGAGCGAAUAAGGAUUGCAUUGCAAGAGGUGGAAGUUAAUGUAGAAAUGCGUAGAGUACGGCAUGUUGCACCUGGAAAAUGGAUGUUGUGUGCAUCAUUUAGGCUUCCUGUGAGUGUAGCAUAUGCGCAUACUAUGUUAAGAAUAUUGGAUUAUAAAGUUGUGAGGUCCUUUGUUCUACGGCACCACCAGAGUCCGGACAUCUCUCAGACAUAUGUUGCUUUUAUGUCUCAGUCCUUCUUUUGUGCUGCUUUUUUGUUGGCAGUACCAACCCAAAUAACAGAUGAUAGCGACCUUUUUGAUGCAUCACAUACGCCUUUCUGUACAUAA